AUGGAAAAUUUUAAUUAUCCAAAAUUAAAUUUAAUUAAACCAGUACCAUCCGAUAUUGAAAUUGCAUCAUCAGUUGAACCAUUACCAAUUAAAACCAUUGCAAAGAGUAUUGGAUUAUUAGAAGAAGAGAUUGAUUUCUAUGGUAAAUAUAAAGCUAAAGUUAGUUUAGAAGUUAUUGAACGUUUAAAGGAAACCGAGAAUGGUAAUUAUGUGGUUGUUACUGGUAUAAAUCCAACACCAUUGGGUGAAGGUAAAUCAACAACAACCAUUGGUCUUUGCCAAGCAUUGGGUGCACAUUUAGGUAAGAAAACAUUUGCAUGCAUUAGACAGCCAAGCCAAGGACCAACCUUUGGCAUUAAAGGUGGUGCAGCAGGUGGCGGAUACUCACAAGUGAUUCCAAUGGAGGAGUUCAAUCUUCAUAUGACAGGCGACAUUCAUGCCAUUACAGCAGCAAAUAAUUUAUUAGCAGCUGCAAUUGAUACACGUAUUCUUCAUGAGGGUACUCAAACAGAUGCACAAUUAUGGAAACGUUUAUGUCCAGUCGAUUCAAAGGAUGGUAGUCGUAAAUUUGCACCAAUCAUGUUACGUCGUUUAAAGAAAUUAGGUAUUGACAAAACUGACCCAAAUCAAUUGACAGAAGAGGAGAUUAGUAAAUUCGUUCGUCUUGAUAUCGACCCAACUCGUAUCACUUGGAAUCGUGUAUUGGAUACCAAUGAUCGUUUCCUUCGUGGUAUUUCAGUGGGUCAAGGUAAGGAGGAGCAACGUUUUGAGAGAAAAACAAAUUUCGAUAUUUCUGUAGCCAGUGAGAUUAUGGCAGUUUUGGCAUUAUGUACAAGUUUAUCCGAUAUGAGAGAACGUUUAGGUCGUAUGGUGGUUGGUCCAAGUAGAUCUGGUGAACCAAUCACUGCUGAUGAUUUGGGUGUUGGUGGUGCUUUGACCGUAUUGAUGAAGGAUGCUAUCAUGCCAACCUUAAUGCAAACACUCGAAGGUACUCCAGUACUUGUUCAUGCUGGUCCAUUUGCAAAUAUUGCUCAUGGUAAUUCAUCGAUUAUUGCCGACCAAAUCGCUUUGAAAUUGGCUGGUAAAGAUGGUUACGUUGUCACUGAAGCUGGUUUUGGUGCUGAUAUUGGUGCUGAGAAAUUCUUUGAUAUCAAAUGUAGAUCCUCAGGUCUUAAACCAAAUUGUGCCGUAAUUGUCGCAACCAUCAGAGCCUUGAAAAUGCAUGGUGGCGGUCCAAAGGUCGUCGCCGGCACUCCAUUAGAUAAAGCAUACACCAGCGAGAAUAUCGAGCUCCUAAAGAAAGGUGUCAGUAAUCUUGCCCAUCAUAUUAAAAACUUAAAGAAAUUUGGUGUUGGUGUAGUGGUCGCCAUCAAUAAAUUCCAUACCGAUUCCGAUGCCGAAGUUAACCUUUUGGUUGAGGCUUCUUUAACAGCUGGUGCUAACGAUGCCGUUAUGUCUGAUCAUUGGGCUGAGGGUGGUAAUGGUGCUUUGGAUUUAGCAAAUGCCGUUGAAAAGGCUUGUAAAGAAACUAAUAAAGAUAACUUCAAAUACCUUUAUCCAUUGGAUAAAUCAAUUAAAGAAAAGAUUGAAACCAUUGCAAAAGAAAUCUAUGGUGCUGAUGGUGUUGAAUAUUCACCAGAGGCCGAUGAUAAAAUCAAAUUAUACACUACUCAAGGUUUUGAUAAACUUCCAAUUUGUAUGGCAAAAACUCAUUUAUCCCUAAGCCACGACCCUGAAAGAAAAGGUGUACCAACUGGUUUCAUCUUACCAAUUCGUGAUGUUCGUGCAAGUAUUGGUGCUGGUUUCAUUUAUCCAUUAGUUGGCUCAAUGGCAACUAUUCCAGGUUUACCAACUCGUCCAUGUUUCUAUGAAAUUGAUAUUGAUACUAAUACUGGUAAAAUCAUUGGUUUAAGUUAA
Messenger RNA from Dictyostelium discoideum AX4, 1917 nucleotides. RefSeq names its product formate-dihydrofolate ligase (gene fthS). The transcript has a single exon. The record is from RefSeq and is a predicted model, not a curated record. Gene Ontology annotation, biological process: tetrahydrofolate interconversion. NCBI's taxonomy places the organism in Eukaryota, Evosea, Eumycetozoa, Dictyosteliales, Dictyosteliaceae. The coding region runs from base 1 to 1917 and encodes 638 amino acids. Gene Ontology annotation, molecular function: ligase activity; methylenetetrahydrofolate dehydrogenase (NADP+) activity; ATP binding.